AUGCCAACAUAUUUAUCAUCAUCUGAUCAAAUUCUUCUUACAAAUAUAUUUAGUACUUAUGAACAAAUUUUUGGAACAACAACCAAAUGUCAAUAUCAACCGUUUCCUGCGAUAGAACAUAAAAGUGUACAUACAUUUUUCAAUGAAUAUGAAGAACGACACAAAAUUUUAAUUGAAUUUUUUAAACAUAUUCCUGAAUUUAAUAACUUAUUCAUAGAUGACAAAAUACGGUUAAUUCGAAAUCAUUUUGGAGGAAUGGUUACUAUUAAUGAAUUAAUACUUGCUAGAUCUAUGAAUGAAAAUUUAGUUUCUUCACUUAAUAAUAUAUUUGGUCUCAACAUAUCCAAGAUUGUCAUAGAAUGUUCAAAGAGAAUACUGACAUAUACAUAUGAUCCUAUUUUACUUAAACUUGUUCUUAUUGUUCGAAGUUUAUCAAGUGGUAUUAAUAGAUACCGUAAGGAUACAGAUAUGGAUCGUAUCUUCCAUAAUACAUUAGCAGUAUUUGCUGGUCAAUGUAUUUAUGUUGAAUUAUUAUGGCGAUAUAUCCUAUCAAAAUUACCGUUCGAAGAAGAUGCAGUAAAAUUUUUCAAUAAACUUAUCUUAGAUUUACUUUAUCUUCAACAUUCUUGCUUUAUCGUAGAACGUUACAUGUAUAAUCUAGGACAUGAAAUCGAACAAAUGAACCCCUUAAUGCAAAGUAUGUGGCCUAAAAUAGAAAACAGUGACAAGAUAGAUUAUGAUAAUGAUGUUGAUAUGAAACCUUGUUCAUAG
This is a messenger RNA of Rotaria sp. Silwood2, 771 nucleotides long. Lineage: Eukaryota; Metazoa; Rotifera; Eurotatoria; Philodinida; Philodinidae. The record is from the annotation of a GenBank genome assembly.